This is a messenger RNA of Leptidea sinapis, 772 nucleotides long. RefSeq names its product 60S ribosomal protein L29 (gene RpL29). The record is from RefSeq and is a predicted model, not a curated record. Lineage: Eukaryota; Metazoa; Arthropoda; Insecta; Lepidoptera; Pieridae. Gene Ontology annotation, biological process: cytoplasmic translation. Bases 125 to 346 code for a protein of 73 amino acids. Gene Ontology annotation, molecular function: structural constituent of ribosome. The transcript has 4 exons. Gene Ontology annotation, cellular component: ribosome; cytosolic large ribosomal subunit.
ACUUCGAGUUGCCUAGUGGCGGAUACACGGAGUGUACGAGCCAAAAUCUCCAAAAACGAGUGAAAAGAAAAAAAUAAGUGUCUCUCAAUAAGUAAACACUGAACCAGAAGUGUAGACUACCAAAAUGGCAAAGUCAAAGAACCACACAAAUCAUAACCAAAACCGCAAAGCACAUCGGAAUGGUAUUGAUAAACCUAAAAAGUUCAGACAUGAAUCUACACUUGGCAUGGACCCAAAGUUCUUAAGAAAUCAAAGGUUCUGCAAAAAAGGUAACUUGAAGCCUGCAAAACAACUAGUAAGGGCAGCAGAAAGAAAAGCAGCAAGAGAAGCCAAGGCCAAGAAAUGAAUUUAGUGUUUAAGAAAAUUAAAACUUAACAAAAAACUAGCAGAAUUUUAUUUAAGUCAUAUAUUACCAGAUUUUAAAGUUUUCUUGAAUUGAGUAAUAUUAGUGAUUGAUAAUUGACCAUCAUUAAUACAUAGGUUUUUUUGUGAAUUGGAAGAAAGUAUCUGCAUACAAUAAUCCUUUGUAGUGUGUCUCUUUUCAAAUCCAAAUACACUUUAUACAAUUAGGCUAAAAAUAAGCGCUUUUGAAGCUCACUACAAAUAUUUCUUUAAAUUACUGAAUUUACCAUAUUAUGUUUGGAAAAAGUUGUGCUCGUGAGAAGAACAUACAAGAAACUCAACAGCCACUCUUUUCAAUUAAGAGUAUUUUAAAAUGGCUGUAAUAUACAUAACAAAUAUGUUUGUUUAAUAAGGUGCUGCAUCCAAUGUA